Messenger RNA from Aspergillus puulaauensis, 1101 nucleotides. It is a transcript of the gene SWD2, whose product is annotated as WD-repeat containing protein SWD2. The coding region runs from base 1 to 1101 and encodes 366 amino acids. The transcript has 3 exons. NCBI's taxonomy places the organism in Eukaryota, Fungi, Ascomycota, Eurotiomycetes, Eurotiales, Aspergillaceae. Gene Ontology annotation, molecular function: protein binding; chromatin binding. The record is from RefSeq and is a predicted model, not a curated record. Gene Ontology annotation, cellular component: Set1C/COMPASS complex.
AUGGCGGACGGCGGCCAGUCCACGCCACAGCAGCUGCAGCUGCAGCAACAAGCUGCUCAGCAGACCCAGAAGGUGUCGGAUAUCAUCCGUAGCUAUCGGCCUGCGAAGGUGUUCAAGCCGACAAAGCAAGAGAGUUUCAUAACCUCACUUGAUUUCGAUGACCAGGGCGAAUUUGUUGUCACUGCUGGCGAUGAUGACAUUAUUCAAAUUUUUGAUGUCAAGGGUGGUACAAUGACGAAGUCGGUUCCCAGCAAGAAAUACGGUGCGCACUUGGCUAGGUUUACCCAUCAUUCCCGCCAGGUCCUCCACGCAAGUACAAAAGUUGAUGAUUCCUUGCGAUUGCUCGACUUGCACAGUGAAGGGUAUAUACGCUACUUCUCGGGACAUACGGAUAAAGUGACGUGCUUGGCUCUUUCCCCAGGAAGCGAUUCAGUCAUUUCAUGUUCCAAAGAUGACACAGUUGCGAUCUGGGAUCUGAGCUCCAGGCAUGCACAAGGAAAACUGAAGCUUUCGACGCCAUAUCUCGUUGCUUUCGACCCCUCCGCAUCCGUGAUCGCGAUCGCGUCCCAGUCUACCUCAUCUGUUCUUCUCUAUGACUUCCGAAACUACGACAAAUCCCCAUUCUCAACAUUCGAUCUUGCCCAGUAUGAAGAAAGAUAUACCCCGUCGACUCGUGGACGAGCUUGGACUCGACUUGAAUUCUCGAAUGAUGGAAAAUACUUGCUUGUUGGUACAGACUAUCAUGGCCACUUCAUUCUCGACGCCUUCGAAGGCAAUCUCAAGGCCUUUUUGGUUGGCAAGAAUGGCUCACCAGGUAGAGCCGCUCCUGUUUCAACCACGGGAAAGCCCCUCGGACAGGGAGACGCAUGCUUCACGCCAGAAGGUCGGUACGUCAUUGGAGGAUCUGGAGAUCACCAGGAUAUGUUGGUGUGGGAUCUGCAGCAGACCCCGGACGCAAAUCUUGUUUUGCAGCCGAUGACCAAAUUACCGCAUCGCAGCCGGACUGCUGUCGUGGAGUACAAUCCGAGAUUCAACAUGAUGGCUUCUGCGGACAAGGACAUUUUCUUCUGGCUUCCUGAAGACACUUCAAAGGCAGUCUAA